GUUGUACAUGCCGCAAGGCUACAGGCAAGAAACCUGGUUGCAAGAUGGUAGCAGCUCCGAAACCGAGGACAGCGAGCAAUACGUGCCCGAGUUCCACCAGAUGUCGAGUGCGAGCGUGAAGCAAGAGUCAAGCAAUUGCACAAGAAACGGUGACAAUGGUAAUUACCAUCCUCAGUAUCAGUCUACCCCGGUACCAGUCACGCACGGUCAAAACAGCGAUUUCCUCGAAAUCAACUCGGACCGUUGCUUUGGGAAUCGAAAGAUAAACGGACCGGCUAGUAAGAGUUCGAAGGACGUUGCCGUGAAGGAAGAACCGACGGAUCGAAGCUACGUAGAGCCACUUCCCAUAACGAACAUAUCAUCUGCAGCAUCACAGGAGAACGCGAACAACCUAAUUUAUCCACAACGCCAACAGUACGGGAACGUGACAAGGGAUCACAGAGGAUCGUCACCGCCACCCAGUCGUCCGGCCAGCGCUUCUUCCUCGACUUCCCAAUGGCAAUCGACCUUCUCUGUCUCCUCCGAGACCUUUCUGCAACGACAAGAGAGCUGGAAUUCCGAAGCUUAUGCGAAAAGAAGCUGCACGCCGACUUGGACGGAACUGGGCACGCAGCUAGAUCCCAGGAGCUCGUCUUGGGAUCGGCAGAAUGGCUGUUAUCAGAAAAAAGGCUCGCCCAUUUCGACUUGGAACCCGGACCACAUCAAUAAGAGGCCGUCGUCUGCGACCGGCGUGUCAGCUUGGAGCGACGUCACUGUCGGUUAUCAGCAACAGCGACGUGGUUCCUUGCAAUUGUGGCAGUUCCUCGUAGCCUUACUCGAUGACCCCGCGAAUGCGCCUUGCAUCGCGUGGACUGGACGUGGGAUGGAAUUUAAACUAAUCGAGCCGGAGGAGGUGGCACGAAGAUGGGGCGUUCAGAAAAACAGACCGGCUAUGAAUUACGAUAAGUUGAGUCGUUCAUUGAGAUACUACUACGAGAAGGGUAUAAUGCAGAAAGUCGCCGGCGAGCGAUACGUGUACAAGUUCGUCUGCGAUCCGGAAGCGCUCUUCAAUAUGGCGUACGGUACCGGCGCGUCUUCGGGGAUUAGCGGAGAAGUUCCAAAUAGUAUGGUACGGAGCCAUGCGGUGCCCGGGAAAGGAGCGGGCGGCAACGAAGUUCCAGAUUUGAUGAAGCAUCCCGCCGCGGGGUAUAGCGACGCGGUUUUCGCCAUGUACUCGAAUACCGCCGCAGUGUACGGAUCUUCCAGUCUCCAUCAUUUGCAUCAAUACCUCGGCGGUAACGAAGGCUUCAAAACGCCACCAAGUAGAUAUCACCCUCAUUAUCCCCAUCAGUACGGCAGCAAUCACCACCAUCAUCAUCAUCAUUCGGCUCCGAGCUACACAGAGACCUUCCUGAACUACAGUCGAUUGUCGUCACAUGAAGCUGCAUUCGAUUCGAAGGCACAAGAACUAUCAGCGAGAGAUUCGUAUACUCAGGAAACGGGGAGUACCAGUAGGGAACGGGAACCCGCGUCGAUACCCUACGACAACGUGCAGAGAUCGCAAUUACCGGCCUCGACCGUACCGUCGCAAUCCUCGAUACUGGACGGCGCGGCAAGCUCAAAGCUCGAGCAAGCCCCGUACACGUGUUUAGGCGUUGGAAGUUGCAUCAAAAUGGUAAAGACAAAAUCCUCAAAACAGGAGGAAGGAGGCAUGGGUUUCAAGGACAAGCAGAAAGCGUUGGAUACCCUAAAAAUUUUGGAUGGUCGUGAUAUCAGUUAUCAAUAUCAUGUAAUCACGAGUUUCGUCAGUCGCGCGAAAAGAACUCUCCAGAUUACACGGGACGAAGAGAAACUAGCGAAUCUGCGUGACGCUCUGAAGGUCUUCGAGGAUUGGCUGACGGAUUACAAGGAGAAUAACCGAGGAAAAGAGAAUCUUGCAUAUCUGCCGAUCGAGACGAUCAAGGCCUUUCGCAGUCUCGCGAAAAAGUACGACGUGUGGGACGACGGAUUCUUCAGGGCAUAUAUGAACGAGAAGGGUGACUACAAAAGCCUACGCGACAUGAAAGUUCCUAACGGAGGCACCACAUGGGACAUCGAGAGAAACAGGCGUUUAAAGGAGAUCAUUAACAGGAUCAAGAAUGAGCACGUCCAAUGGUAUGAGACGGACGUAGGCGAUUUUCGCGGAUUACCGACGAAGGAGCAUGUGCGAUGCAUCGUGCUCGGAUACAGUCCUGAUCCUACGAAACUGAAAAAACUGGCAGUUCAAGCGCGCGAAAAAUUCAAUGAAGAAGAUGAUGACAUGGACGUGGAGGAAGAACGAAAGCCUGGCAAAGGCGCUAAACGAGCUCGCGAUAAUUCAUCGAGCAGCGAUAGCGACAGCGAGCCGAAGAAAAAAUGCGCAAAGCGUUCGUCAGAAACUGAAGAGAACGAACAGAACGAAAAGAAGGAAAACAUGCUGAGUUUUAAGGACAAGGACAAAGCCUUGCAAAGCAUCAAAUCCUUGGAAGGCAGAGAUGUAUCUUAUCAGUUUCACGCGAUCAGCGGAUUGGUGAAGCGAGCUGAGAGAGUAAUAUCGUGCACAAAGGAUGAGCAGAAGAUCAAAAAUAUGCAGGAAGCUAUUGAGAUCUUUGAGAACUGGCUCACCGAUUAUAAUGUGAAAGGCCGAUCGAAGGAGAACUUCAAUUAUCUAACGAUCGAUAUUGUGCGGGCUUUUAAAUCUCUAGCUGAGCGAUACAACAUCGAAGAUAAUGGCUUCCUCAAAGUUUACGAGGAGGUGAACGGCGACUACAAAAAACUCAGGUCUGUCCAAUUUCCGGAAUCGUACGUUACAUGGGAUGUGAAGAGAAACGAACAUCUUCGGGAGCUGGUGAAUUUCAUAAAGGAAAAACAUGUUCUAUGGUUUGACACAGACGUCGAAUUCCGAGGUUUGCCUACCGUAGAACACACCCGAUGUAUCAUGUGGGGCUUCAGUCACGAUGUCGCCAAGCUAAAGAAGCUACUACCCACAUUAAGCAAGAAACUUGAACCUGCUGAUUAAUGUUAUGAUUUAAUAAACAUUGGGUUACUAGAUCGUUGCUUUGUAA
This is a messenger RNA of Mycetomoellerius zeteki, 3062 nucleotides long. RefSeq lists its product as uncharacterized. NCBI's taxonomy places the organism in Eukaryota, Metazoa, Arthropoda, Insecta, Hymenoptera, Formicidae. The transcript is spliced from 11 exons. Gene Ontology annotation, molecular function: sequence-specific DNA binding; DNA-binding transcription factor activity, RNA polymerase II-specific. Gene Ontology annotation, cellular component: nucleus. Gene Ontology annotation, biological process: regulation of transcription by RNA polymerase II; cell differentiation. The record is from RefSeq and is a predicted model, not a curated record. Bases 8 to 3016 code for a protein of 1002 amino acids.